GCGGAGAUCCGGCGUCCCUGACUCGGGCACGGUAGGCUUGCUGUCGAGUUCCGUUUUGGCCGCAGGACCCGGAAGGCUUAGGAGGAGUCGGCUGAGCCCGGACCCUCGCGUCCAGCCAUGGUCCGGCGUCGCAAGCCAGGGACCCCGAGGAGGCGGCCCUCUAGUCCGGCGCCCGGACCCUCUCAGCCAGCCACGGACUCGCGUCGCCAGUCGAGGACUCCGACGAGGCGGCCCUCCAGUCCGGCGCCCGGACCCUCGCGACGGAGCUCCGGAGUAGGCCCUCAGGCACUACACAGAAGACGGAGAUUCCUGUGGCUUAAGGAAAUAAAGAACCUGCAAAAGAGCACAGACCUCUUGUUUAGGAAGAAGCCUUUCGGCCUCGUGGUAAGAGAAAUAUGUGGGAAAUUCAGCCGUGGUGUGGAUUUAUAUUGGCAAGCUCAAGCCUUGUUGGCCCUUCAAGAGGCAGCAGAAGCGUUUCUCGUUCACCUCUUUGAGGACGCCUAUCUCCUCUCCUUACAUGCUGGCCGAGUCACACUUUUCCCCAAAGACGUGCAGCUAGCCAGGAGGAUCCGAGGCAUUGAGGGAGGACUCGGCUGAGCUGCCAGUGCAAUGUGUCCAGACAAUACCUGGAAUCUUUUGGAGCUGCAGCCAGACAGCGGUGUCUGAGGCACUGGGUGGAUAUUGCUGGUUUUGAGCAGUGGCUACACGAUGCCCUUUAAGAUUGUGGCUUUUGUCUGUGACAGAGGAAGAAGAGGCCAUCUGCCUCGCCCAUGGACACGAAUGAGUGUUUGCAGACCAAAGGUCAACUUGGUUUGUGAAUUGCUCAACCACAUUACUGUUUGCGGGUUUCAGGCCCAUGAGGUCUGCCAUGUUAUGAGGGGUAUUGAUAUUUUAUUCUUUCUGUACCAUGUGCAUCUUUUAUCCUGUGUCUUUGUACUUUUUAAAUAUAAGGGAGAAGUUUUUGAGUAAAAUGCUAGAAUCUGUUGUAUGGAAAGCCCUGGCAGUCCCGCCCGCCAUACAAAUGUCUGCCUUCCAGAUUGCCCUCAUGCUGCCUGUCAGCAAACACGGAGCUUUUCAAAACUUAAGUAGCGUUACAUACACAGUCUUCUCUUCCUUCCCUUCAAGGCUGGGACUUGAAUCCAAUGUCUUAUACAUGCCAAACAUGAACUGUAAUGUUGAACUGCAUCCAUAGCCUGAAAUAUAUAGUCUUUCUGGUUCCUACCAGUAAAUUCCUAUGGAAACCAUCCAGAAAGUCUCUCUUAGAAGUGGACAGUUUAUUCUUAGCUGUAAAUCACAUACAAUGUAUCAUACCAGUUUUGGGAUUUUACAACAUGUUUUCCGUAUUUUUUACAGGUUAUCUUUAGUUUAUUUGAGGAGAAAUAAUAAAAAAAAUAAUUUCUUAGUGAAAAAAAUUGAAAUAAAGUUACUGUUACAGAUGUUA
Rattus rattus (black rat) is the source of this 1441-nucleotide messenger RNA. It is a transcript of the gene Cenpa, whose product is annotated as centromere protein A. Gene Ontology annotation, molecular function: structural constituent of chromatin; protein heterodimerization activity; DNA binding. The record is from RefSeq and is a predicted model, not a curated record. Gene Ontology annotation, cellular component: nucleosome. The transcript has 5 exons. NCBI's taxonomy places the organism in Eukaryota, Metazoa, Chordata, Mammalia, Rodentia, Muridae. Bases 118 to 597 code for a protein of 159 amino acids.